Messenger RNA from Lymnaea stagnalis (great pond snail), 2336 nucleotides. Lineage: Eukaryota; Metazoa; Mollusca; Gastropoda; Lymnaeidae. The record is from the annotation of a GenBank genome assembly.
CAGCAGACGCAAUAGUAUUUUGUAAUAAAAGUUGUUGCAAAUUGUUUAAAGAUUAGAAAACAAAAUAAAUUGGGAAUACACAAACAAUAUCCACUUACGGAAAAAUAUAUUAAUAAUAAUGGGUGGUGAAUUAAAGGAAGGAAGGACAUCUUCAAAUGAGACUGUUUCAUAUUUGUUUAAAAUUAUUAUUGUUGGUACCGAGAGCGUCGGCAAAACGUGUUUUCUAAAAAGGUACGCUUCAAUAGGAAUUUAAAUUUGAUUUUGAUAAAGUGCUUCAGUUCUUGAGGUGGCUAUGAAUGUAUACAGAAGGAAAGGUAAACAGAGGUACAGAAAUAUAAGAUUGUUUGUAUCUUUAAACUUUAACUUCUUGUUCAACCAAUACAGUUUCAGUUACAGAAUAAGAUUAAAAAAUGGAGUCGUUUUUUUUUUAAAUUUCAGAUUCAUUGAUCAAACAUUUAGUGACAGCUAUCUACCUACAAUAGGUGUAGACUUUUGUACUAAAACUUUUCGGACAGAGAAUGGUGAGGUUGUCAAACUACAGGUAAAAAAUUUCAUGUGAUCAAUGUUCCUUUUUUUUUCUUCUUCUUUUUUUUUUUACAACAUAAAUCAACUACCUUCCAUUACUUAUGACCAGAGCAAUGCAGAGACCCAGCCUACUCAACAAAUCCUUCCAGACUUUAGUCUAAAUAUGGCCACCAUUAAUUUUAAUAUCUUGACAUAAUAAAGUUCACCAAAAGAAGAAAAUAAAUGGCACUUUAUAAAAUUCUGCAAUUUAAUUUCUAACCUAAAUAAUUUUUAUCACAUUUUUUCUUAAAAUAUUUUUUUUGAGGAGUGGUAGGUUUAGGGAAGAUGGAGCAAAAAAACUACAACGUGUUUGAUGACUGAAAAUCUCAUACUUCUGCAGGUUUGGGACACAGCCGGUCAGGAGCGGUUCCGUACAAUUACCAACUCCUACUACCGUGGAGCCCAGGGUGUAAUCCUUAUGUAUGACAUAACAAAAAAAGCAACCUUCGAUCAAAUUCCCACUUGGUUGGAUCAAAUAGAACAACACACAGUGCCAGAAAGAGUGCUAGUAUGUAUGACUUGGUAUAACUUAUAGUGCGAGUCAAUUUGCGUGUGUGUGGGGGGAGGGGGGUUAAAUUCACCUAAAUGAUAUUGAAAGGCAUCAAAGAACAGAUCUUCCAGAGACUUCUUUCAAACAUUUUCACACAAACUAUCAUAUAUCCCCCAGUAGUAUUUUACCCACACAAUCAUGUGCUUAUUUAUAUAACAAAAGUCUUCAGUCCUUCAAUACUUUAAUAUGUGGACUACUCUCCACUUAGCCUCAAUUGAAAAAAAAACUAAACUUUAUGCUUACUGAAGUUUAUUUUCUAAGUGAACAUUCAUCAGUUGAUUGUUGGGAACAAGGCAGAUGGAGAUGAAUCUAACAGACAGGUCAGAAGAGAAGAGGGCACCAAGUUAGCCAGUGAGAGAAACUGUACAUUCUUUGAGACAAGCGCCAGGGCUGACAUCAAUGUUAGCAACGUGUUUCAGGUUGGUCUACACUUUCAUAUGGCUAUCUUUAGAAAAAAGGUGGGAGAAGUUAUUUCAACAAAUAACUUUUUAUAUUUGUAGAAUUGUAACUAUUGACAUAUUGCGAAGUUACCUGUAUUUAGCCUUGAUCACUGAGAGAAUUUUGUAAAUGUUUAAACUAAAAGGUUAGAAUAAAUAUCUCAAUGAUUUGACCCCAUGAUAUUUUAUUAAUUAAUGCAUCAUAAAUCUUUCUAUCUCUGCCAUCAAGGCAUUAAUAGAAAAACUGCUGACAGAGCACAAGGAAAAUAAACAAGACUUGAAAAGUUGCACCGCACCAGGACCUGUCGGAAGUACACGGAGAGGACCCAUCAAGUUGUUUGGCUCCAAGAGAAAUAGCACAGGAAAGCAAAACAAAAAUUCAAAAUGUCUUCUUUAACAUCCCCAAAAUCGACAAAGUGGAGGAUUGAUCUGGGCACAUUUGCUACUGGGUGUAUACAAAUGGCGAUUGUGGGCCCCGAGCUUGGUCGACUCCUGCCACUUCCUCAAUAGGCAGCAAAGACUUGACCAUGUAUAUUUUCUAGGCCAAGUCCAACUGCUAAAUGAGCAGACACCAAAACCCCUUCACUGCAAGCAUCUACCUCUUAUAGUGAUGAGUUACACAUUUUAAAAUAAUUAUUUUGUAAUUAUUGAAUAAAAUAAUUAAUUUUAAUAAAUGUUAGUGUGCUAAAGAUUUCAGAAACUUCUUAAAUAUAUUUUUUUUUUUUGCGUUGCUGACACGAUAAAUAUUUUCAGGGAUAUCAUAAAAUGUCUAAAAAUUGAUACGU